Podospora pseudocomata is the source of this 1613-nucleotide messenger RNA. RefSeq lists its product as uncharacterized. The transcript is spliced from 2 exons. Lineage: Eukaryota; Fungi; Ascomycota; Sordariomycetes; Sordariales; Podosporaceae. The coding region runs from base 398 to 1528 and encodes 376 amino acids. The record is from RefSeq and is a predicted model, not a curated record.
UUUACCCCUGAAUGCAACUCGCCAUAAAAUCAUUACUAUUUCACAGACUAUCCUCUGCAAAACCAAACAAUAUGCACCCGUUGAAGUUGAGCAAUCUUGAGAUUUCAGAAGACCACAGACCUUUGGAUCCUGACAAAAACACCAUUGCUUGGGAUUGCUUGGCAUUGCCGUCAAAGCUCUUCAGUAGAAACAUCAUCACAAAAUCAAAUCACCGAUACUGCGAGACAAACAGUUCCCGUUCCCCUCCUCGCCAAUCCUGCCAUGUCUUUUUGGCGAUCAGUCAGCCAUCCCGCCAGCCGAUCGACCACCAGGUCUCGGUAAAAUCAGCCACGAACCCAGCUGCGGAGCACAGACCCCCAGGUAUCAUGAUAGAUCGGCCCAAGAGGUAAGGGACAGUAUGGUGGACCGAACGAUAUAUAUCUUGCAGUAUGUCCUUCAGGUCUCGGAGGAUGGAUCUCUGUUGCGUCUGGUACCUAGCCGCGAGAUGUCUGAUCAAUCUGCUACAUAUCUUUUCCGCCCGGCCAGGCAGGCUUUGGUGCCAUUAUCUCCAUCUCCAUCAUCUUCAUCCAUGUUCUCAUCCACUCCUUCAGUGACCCGCACCACGGCUUCCAUCGCAAGUAGCACUAGCCUUCAGCCCCAGCGACGACAAGCGGCAGGGACAUGCCGGGCGGAUGAGUCAACAUGCCCCCAAGCAGGCUGGUGUUGUAACAAAGAUGAGACCUGUUUCCUUGAAGCCGGGGCCUUCUUUUGCUGCCCAACCGGCGCCGGCAAAGGAGGUUGCGUCAGGGUCUGCCACUCCGGCGACUUCCAAUGUGGUGGCACCACCCCCGACACCACCGGCAUCUGUUGCGCCAACGGCCAAACCUGCAUCGGCGGCGAUACACCCCUUCCCUUCUGUGCUGACACUGGCGCAUCGAGCUCUACUAGGAAAACAUCAACCUCACUCACAACAAGCCAAACCAGCACUUCUUCUCACAGUGGCGACUCACACACCUCCAGCACCACAACGUCUCUGCAGUUUCCUACCCCCAGCCCCAACAAUUCCCCCUCCUUCUCGACCUAUCCAACUCAUACGAUAUCCAGCAUCCCGUCCCCGUCAACCACUGAGGCCCCCUCCUCCAACUCCGGAAUUUCCCUUGCAGCGCAAAUCACAGCCAUCAUCGUGCCUCUCGUAAUCAUAACCCUCAUCAUCUCCUGCAUCUUUCGCUGCCGCCGCAAGAAGCAGCGCGGCACCCGGAUUCAAUCCACCGAUUUUACCGAACAGCAGAACACCAGCACGGGCACCACCGGCACGGGCAUCAGCCAUAACGCCGACGGGCUGUCCUUUUACAGCGCCUAUUCUUCGUAUCCCAAGACACCUCCUCCCCCGCCGCCCACAUUUUCUGCUGGAAGGCUCUACGGGAGAGAAGCAAAAGAGGAAGAUGGCGAGGUUAUGAGCUCGCAUGAGAGGUACAUGAUGGAGAGCAGGAUGUUCAGGACACCAACACCUCAGUCGCCAGUUGGGCAAGGAGCGGGUAGGGGGCUGUGAAGAAUGGAGAUAAUUACUUUAGUAUCUGCCAACUGUAAAAUGAUAUAUAAUACAUCUGAACCAUACCACUAGGGCUUCUCCGGAG